Messenger RNA from Aedes aegypti (yellow fever mosquito), 1142 nucleotides. Its product is annotated as caspase. The transcript is spliced from 2 exons. The coding region runs from base 160 to 1029 and encodes 289 amino acids. Gene Ontology annotation, biological process: apoptotic process; proteolysis. The record is from RefSeq and is a predicted model, not a curated record. Gene Ontology annotation, cellular component: cytoplasm. Lineage: Eukaryota; Metazoa; Arthropoda; Insecta; Diptera; Culicidae.
AACGCCUUUCUUCGAAUUUAUGCGUUCUAUCGCAAUCUGCUGUCUUCAAUUUCUUAUAUUGACGGAUGCGAUAAAUUUAUAGGUGUCAAGAAUGGCGAAAUUCAGUGUUAAUCUGACAAGGGUGCAUAUCGGAUCAAGGAGAAAUUUAUACCGCAGUUCAUGGACACCGCGGAUGAGCUAGACGUUCUCGGUUUUGGGAACAAAACUAAUGAGUCAUCAACAUCAAACGAGAAUCGUCCCCUUUCUCGACCUACUUGCGAUGAGUAUUAUGAUAUGUCAAACAAGCGACGUGGCAUAGCAUUGGUGUUUUGCCACAUGAACUUCGCGGUCAUGGCCAAAAGGAACGGCACUGAUAAGGAUCGCGAUGACAUCUGUAGUACGCUUUCUGGGUUAGAUUUCGAUGUACGUGUGUUCAACGACCUGAGAAGAAAAGAGCUACUGCGGACACUGAAAAACGUAUCCCGCGAGGAUCACUCGGAGAACGACUGUCUUGUGGUAGUUGUGAUGUCUCACGGCGAUCAGGGCGUCCUCUAUGCCAGUGACAAGAAAUACUACGUGGACUCGUUGUGGGAGAAGUUUACCGGAAAUGCGUGUCCUUCGUUGAUAGGAAAGCCGAAACUGUUCUUCGUUCAGGCUUCUCGUGAAAGGCAGCCUGGAAAAAAGGGAGAAGGAGGAAGAGAAGAAGAAUCACAAGCAUCCGUAGAUGUAGUUGACUCGCCCAACGAUUCUUCGGCCCUGUAUUUUAUCCCAACCAUGGCUGAUUUUCUAGUCAUGUACUCCACAUACGAUGGAUAUUAUUCCGGGAAAGACCCACUGCAGAGAUCAUGCCUCAUUCAAUCUCUCUGUAUGGAACUGGAUGAAAAUGGACGAGAAAGGGAUUUGCUUGCACUGCUUACCGGAGUUUCUAGGAGAGCUUUAUACACAUGUGAAUCAUCUGUUCCGCAUAAUGAGAAGGAUAAUGCACUAAAACCAAUUCCUUGCGUCGUCUCAAUGCUCACGAAAACUUUCUUUUUCACUAAGAAAACCUAAAGUAAAGUAGUACAGUUAUUGGUUAAUCGUCGUAUGCCAAGUGUGAUAAAUACUAAAUGUUAAAUCUUUCCUGUAAUAAAAACAAAAAAUCAUAAAUAGCAAAGCGAUGAUAA